AUGGUUAUGCCGAGUAUUUAUCUGCAGCAGAUUAUUGCCAGUUUCGUAGCAGCGUCCGAGAGUAAUGAAAUUCCCAAGCAGUAUUCCCUGGUUACUUUCGACGAAAAUGUGGUAUCGAACGUCAUCAGCACAUCUCAUACGGAUGUUUUCGUUGAUGUUUUCAAGAAUGUACUGAGCAAUUUCACGAACACGGACCCACCAUCAACUAUGCUUAUUGAUGCUAUCAAUGAGGCAUAUAAGAUCACGAUUCAACCUCCAUCAAUAAUCUUUGCGUUCACCAGUCAUAAUGCAGCUAAGGCAUCGACAAGUUUUCUCAAACAACGUUUGGGUACUCAGGUAAACACUUAUUAUAUUUGUAGAUUCAUGGCCGCGAGAAGUCUAACUCGAAAGAAAGACUUUCCAUGGUAG
Messenger RNA from Cooperia oncophora, 408 nucleotides. The record is from the annotation of a GenBank genome assembly. NCBI's taxonomy places the organism in Eukaryota, Metazoa, Nematoda, Chromadorea, Rhabditida, Trichostrongylidae.